Hemibagrus wyckioides is the source of this 851-nucleotide messenger RNA. RefSeq names its product peroxiredoxin 1 (gene prdx1). Gene Ontology annotation, cellular component: cytosol. NCBI's taxonomy places the organism in Eukaryota, Metazoa, Chordata, Actinopteri, Siluriformes, Bagridae. Gene Ontology annotation, biological process: removal of superoxide radicals; leukocyte activation; response to oxidative stress. Bases 150 to 749 code for a protein of 199 amino acids. Gene Ontology annotation, molecular function: thioredoxin peroxidase activity. The transcript is spliced from 6 exons. The record is from RefSeq and is a predicted model, not a curated record.
UCUGUCUUUCUUCUACCGCCUAUGUAUUCUGCCCUGGGUCAUCGAAAUCUCGCGAGAGUUCAGCGUUGGCUAUAUAAACACACGCGCCACCGCGGAUCCUCGGGUUUUUGUACCGUCCCACUGAGAAGGAGCCGAAGUCCAAACCGAAGAUGUCAGCCGGCAAAGCACAAAUUGGCAAACCUGCCCCUGACUUCACGGCCAAGGCGGUGAUGCCCGACGGCCAGUUUAAGGAUCUGAAAUUGUCUGAUUAUCGAGGGAAGUAUGUAGUUUUCUUCUUCUACCCUCUGGACUUCACCUUUGUGUGUCCCACCGAGAUCAUCGCCUUCAGCGACGCUGCAGAUGAAUUCAAGAAGAUCAACUGCGAGGUGAUCGGCGCGUCUGUGGACUCGCAUUUCUGCCAUCUGGCCUGGAUAAACACCCCUAGGAAGCAAGGUGGCCUUGGACAUAUGAAGGUCCCUCUGGUGGCCGACACCAAACGAACUAUCUCUCAAGAUUAUGGUGUACUGAAGGAGGACGAAGGCAUUGCUUACAGAGGCCUCUUCAUCAUCGACGAUAAAGGCAUCCUGAGGCAGAUAACCAUCAACGACCUGCCGGUCGGUCGCUCCAUCGACGAGACGCUGCGUCUGGUGCAGGCCUUUCAGUUCACCGACAAACACGGAGAAGUCUGCCCAGCCGGAUGGAAGCCCGGAAAGGACACGAUCAAGCCCGACGUCCAGAAGAGCAAAGAUUUCUUCUCCAAACAAAACUAAACCCAUAAGACUCUGCAGUGUAGUCCGACAUUCCCCACACUACCGGCACCUCAGUAACAAUUAUGACUCUGUUAAGCUGAAAAUAAACGUGUAGGAUUGUAA